UAUACUCACGCAGAUGCGUUGGCAAGCGCAUUUUGAGCCGUUAGAUAUCAUCCUUCGGAAAUUCCUUCCUUAUAAGAGCGGGUUUCUUAAUUUCUCUUUCACAUUCAAAACCUCCUAGGUUGCUCCUUUUUUUCUAACAGAAGAUGGGGUUCUGGCUUGUGUUAUGGACUUGGCUAGAAGGGUUUCUUCUCUUUGCAAAUGCAUUGGCAAUUCUGAAUGAGGACCGGUUCCUUGCCCGAAGAGGAUGGACAUUGGCAGAAAUGACAGGACCUCAAAGGAAUACUCUUAAAGGACAAGUCAUAGGACUCAUUCACGUUUGUCAAUAUAUGAGACUUCCCCUUAUUUUCUUCAAUAUUCUCGUUAUCACUAAGAAACUGAUCGCCGGAUAACUUGAAUAGCGAGUGAACAUGUAAAUUUUAUGUUUUAUGCUCCGACUCGGCUACAGUUUACAACGCUGUGAAAACUCUACUGAGGUAUGUAUAAUUAUCAGAAUUUAUCAGUUCGGGGUUGUAUUGUAUCUGUAUUGAAAUUAUCUUCA
This is a messenger RNA of Vicia villosa (hairy vetch), 538 nucleotides long. RefSeq names its product protein transport protein yos1-like. The record is from RefSeq and is a predicted model, not a curated record. Gene Ontology annotation, biological process: endoplasmic reticulum to Golgi vesicle-mediated transport. The coding region runs from base 144 to 389 and encodes 81 amino acids. The transcript is spliced from 2 exons. Lineage: Eukaryota; Viridiplantae; Streptophyta; Magnoliopsida; Fabales; Fabaceae. Gene Ontology annotation, cellular component: endoplasmic reticulum membrane; Golgi membrane; COPII-coated ER to Golgi transport vesicle.